AUGUACCAACUUGUUUGCAGCCUCGUAGUAAUAGUAGCUCUAGCUCCGACCCUCCAACCACUCCAGGAAGAGGAGUACGUCUCAACCGGAGAUGAGGAGGAAGUCUCCGAGGAAGACGAGGAAGACGCAGAGGAAGACGCAGAGGCGCAAGAUGACGAUGAAGACGAUGAGGACGAGGAAGAGGGCGCCGAUGGCAAGAAGGAUGGCGCCAACGGAGCCAAGGAAGACGCACCUCCCGCCAAGAAGCGCAAAACCGCCGAUGCGCCCGAGGAUGCCACUAACGGCGAUGCCACGGCCGAGAAGGACGCUGAGGCCGAUGGUGACAAGGACGAGGAUGCUUCCGCCGAAGAGACCAAGGACGUCAAGGACAAGGACGUCAAGGCUCCUGCUGCUGAGAAGCCUGCCGAAGCUGAGGCUGAUGGUGAGACUGAAAGGGAGCCUGCUACCGCCGAGGUCUAG
Geosmithia morbida is the source of this 459-nucleotide messenger RNA. RefSeq lists its product as uncharacterized. The transcript has 4 exons. Lineage: Eukaryota; Fungi; Ascomycota; Sordariomycetes; Hypocreales; Bionectriaceae. Bases 1 to 459 code for a protein of 152 amino acids. The record is from RefSeq and is a predicted model, not a curated record.